CGAGCGAGCGAGCGAGCGAGCGAGAGAGCGAGAGAGAGAGAGAGAGAGAAAACUUACGUAGCAAGAUCGUACUUUAACGAUCCCGAAGACGCAAGAGAGAGGAAUCUCACCGAGAUUCCUCGAAAGAGUUUCUCCUCUUGAUCGAGCCUCUCCUCGAGCGUGUCUUUUAAGGUCGAGACUAUCCCGGCAAACGGGAAUUUUAACCGAUCGUCGCGAUUCGACGAAAAUCUUGCACUUUUGUAACCGGGUUAAGAGCCGCGCGCGCAAGUCUUCGGGGACCCCCUACUCCUUUACGUUUCUCUCCUUAUCUUUCCAUUCCUUUUGGAAUUCCUUCCUUCGAACGAGAGGAAGGAAUUCCAUUGAGGAGAAACUCACGAAGGGACGAGUAUGUUAACGGUCGUUUCAGCGAGCGUUAAGUAACAAGGCGAAAUAAAUCUAAUUUCAUUUUUUUCUAUCCAUCCUCGAUGCCAUUAAUUCGUCAUUUUCGAUGAUUCACGAGAAAUGUCUAUCCUCCAUCCAUCCGGUCCAUCCAUCCUCGCUCACCACGCAAUAUCUUUUUCGCAAAGAUACUUUUCUCUUUCAUCUUUGAGACUCGUACUCGAUGGCACGUGCGUUCUCGUUCGCGCCUGCAUCGAGUAUAUAUUGCAGUACUAGUAAAUAGCUCUAACUCUAGCUAUAGGAAAAGAUGACCUCGAAUCAACAACGUUUGCUCGUACGUUAUUGGAAUGCGAUGAAUAAUUAUCAAGCGUGAAAGCACAUAGCUGUCGAAUACAGUAGUAGAUACCGCCUAGUAUAAAUAAUACCGGAUCUUCUUUCGAGUCUUUACGAUCGAUUCGACUUUCUUUGCGAAAGUCAUCAUGAGAAAAGAGACUCGGAGAGAUUCGUAACGAUCGAUCGACACGUAAGAUUCGAAAUCCUUCCUUUCGUCCAACAAACGUAUUUAACUACGUUCGGAGGAGGAAGUCUGCCUCGACGAUUUCGAUCGUACCGAUUUGCGUCGACGCGAUGUAUUGUGUUCUCUUCCUUUUCUUCCUCUCUCUCUCUCUCUCUCUCUCUCUGUCUCUCUCUUUCUCGUUUAUCCCUCCCUUUUGUAGAACAUCGUAGAAAGCGGGCAUUCUAUCGGAAAGGAUUUCUCCUAAAAUCGUCGGGUUUAAUUACGCGCGACGAUGCACCGAUUCUUUACGAAAGAAAGUUGUUUUUUCUUCCAAACGCAAACACCGACCAAAUUUCUUGCUUAUAAUAGAUCGAUUAAAAAGUAUGGUAUAUAUCCAAUGAUAUUUCUUUUUUGAAUUCUUAACUUUGAGUUCGAGUCAAAGAAAAUGUUGGUAAAAUAGAAGAAGAAAGGAAAAGAGAAAAGAUAGCAUAUAAACAAAUUUAAUUGACUUUUCUUUCUAUACUUUGAAAGUUUACGAGGGAUAAAUCGAGAAAUUCCGAACAUUCCGGAAGUAGUGUAUAUAUAUGUACCUUUUUCUUCUUCUUUUUUAUUUUUUUUUGAUUUCCACGAACGACUGUUCCUGCACCUCGCCCCUUCAAUUAUAUAUGCGAGAUAAGCGAUAUUUCUACGAGUGGCAAUGCGCUCAAAGGCAUUCCGCGUUCCUACGAGUGAGAAUCCGUGUCACGUAUAGAUAUAUGUAUACACACUUACAUACCAUAUACAUUUACUAUUACAUUCGUAUCGAUAAAAAAAAAAAAAUGAAAAAGAUAACGAAGAAAAUAAUUGGGCCAAGUUAUGCAGAAAAUUACCAAUCUCUGAAUAAUCUGAAAUCGAAUGAAUUUAAAAGUUCGAAGAUUUUUUUUUAGCCAAUUAAUUUUGUCGCCAUUAAUCGAUAUUUUUUUAUUAACAAUUUUCUUUCUCCUUUUUUCAACAUUUAUUGAAUGCAUCAAAAAAAGUAAAAAAGAAAAAGAAAAUGAAAUCGGAAGAAAUCAUUUCAGUCGGAAUAAAUAGUUUGGAAAUUUAUUAAAAAAAUAAUUAUAAGUUUCAUAAGAUGGAACUAUGGCUUGGUAGUUUCAAUAAUUGUAUAAUGUAAAGAUUGUCCUAUGGGUUGGUAAUGUUUUGCAAAAUAAACAACAGAACAUUAUGGGAUUUUAUGUUCAAGAAUUUUUUUGUCAUUUUGAGGGUUGGUAGAUCACUGCGAAUCUUGGCUCGAUUUAUUGGUAAUCGACGAUAGAAAAAAAAUUGCGUUAAUGUUCAAUGGAGAUCAAAGAUGUAUUAAAACAACAACAACAACAACAACAACAACAAUAACAGCAAGGACAGAGAGAAGAAAGCGCGAGGAAUAAAAGUCGCGUGGCGAAGUAGAUUAACGAGAAGAAAGGAGGAUGAUCAUUAUCGGUGCAGACGCGACACGCAUACGUCGACGUUUUACUCACGAAAAUAACGAACGAAAUGCUUUCUCUCGAUGCGCUUCGGUAUGCAAGCGACUCGCGUGUUCGUUCUUCGGAAGAAGGACUUUCUGAAACGUCUUUCUCCCUUUUUUCUUUCUUCUUUCUUUUUUUUUCUUCCUUAGCACGUCGUCUUUUACGACUCGUCCAUAAAUUUAUUACGAUGGAACGUAAGCAAUCAUAUUUUCUAAUUCUCCUAUUUUUGUAAAAAAAAAUCUCAUUUAUACGUUUCUAUUAAUUAUUAAAAGAGAAUUCAUUGAAACGAAUUAACACGUAACAGGAAAAAGAAAAGAAAGGAACGUAAACACGACUUUGUAUUUCCUCUUGACAUCGGCAAUAUUUUUGUUUAUACUACAUAUUUAUAUAUACGUAGGUAGGUACGUAUAUAGAUACAAUUGAGGACUCGGUUACGCGGCAGUCACGAGCUCGAGUUUAUAGCUAACGAUAAGGGAAACAGGUUGUCGGAUCAAUUUCAAUUGGGAUUUCGUUGUGAUACUGUUAGAAGAGGAUACGUUCUCGGUUUUCAAAGCUCGUUUCGGGCUCUCGUGGAAGGAAGGAAGGAAGGGAGACAGACAGACAGAGAGAAAAAGAGAGAAAGAAAAAAAAGUAUGGCAUACACGGACACAGUCGCGUUCGUCGGAAAAAUACGAUGCGGUGAUGCGUGAGAGAGUUUCGCUUGGUUGCUGCAGUUUCGCUCUAUAUGGUUGUCAACCGUGUCGUAAUUGCUAUUGUCGCUCUCUCGACUACGAGUUCGAAGAUGAAUCGCAAAAGAGAGAGAGAGAGAGAGAGAGAGAGAGAGAGAGAGGAAGAGGAAGAGAAAGAAAGGAAGGAAGAUAUCACUGUAUUGUUACAUCUCUUUCUCUCUAGAUCAACAAACGCAUAUCUACAUAAAUAGAAACGUAACAUCGUCGUCCCUGGUAAGUUAAAAUUAAUCAAAAAUAUUUAUUAACCGUUUGAUAGAAACGAUCGUUGAAAGAGAGAGGGAGAGAUACUUAGGUAUAUACGUAUGUGUACCUAUUACACGUACGCACACGUGCGUACGAGAAGUACCGUUGAUCUUUUGUGAAAUUGAUUAAUCGGCUUUCACGUUAAAGGGGAUCGACGAUGAAACGUUAACUACGCGCAAAGCGUGGAAAGAUUCGAAUCAAGAAAGAGAAAGAGAAAUAGAGAGAGAGAGAGAGAGAGAAAAUCACGGCGGUCUCCAUUGUCGGCAUAUCGCGGUCAUUAAGCGUGUUGUAAUUGCCACUGCAAUCGCCCACCCAGACGCGAGCUAUGAAAGAAAGAAAGAAAGAAUGAAAGAAAGAGAGGAAGAGAGAGAAUUAUCGACGAUGAUUCGUUGCAAAAGUCGGCUGGCAGGAAAGUGUCGGCGAAGAGAGCGCGUCGGCCUCUUUAUCUAACAUAUUCCGCCCCGACGUUCGUCAUAAGUUCGUAACGAUGACACAAUCUUCCGGAAAUUGUUUUCUUUCGUCCAUUGAACGUUGCACCUUACGUCGCACGUACGUAUCUGGAGGAUUGAAAGAGGUAAAUUGGAUUCGCGUUUGAGAAAGAGAAAGAGAGAAAGAGAAAAAGAAAGAUAUAUCAUGUAUCGACCAAAUUUCUACGAGAGUACGUGCCUGAGAUGCGCACAGACGGUUUAUCAGGUCGACAGGGUCGGCCCUUUAAAGGACUUUACGUUCUUUCAUGCUGGAUGUUUCAAGUGUGCGAUAUGCGGUACGAAGUUAACCCUGAAGACUUAUUACAACAAUCAGCACACGAUAAACGAUAAGGAGGUUUACUGUAGCAGCCACGUGCCAAAACCAGGACCGGGUACGUUGGAUGGUUCGAGCGUGGGCAUAAGGAGUGCUUUGAACGUACCAAGAAGCGGUUACGUCAACGAACAGAUCAGAGCUGGCGGUGCGUCACCUCGUGCAGCCUAUCCACCUUGUUACGAUAACGUAGACUCGCCUAAUUACGGUAGGCACUUGAACGGACACGGUUCACCCCCAGCUACGAAUUCGUCUCAAGGGAGAGAUUAUCACGGCGGUGGUAGCGGUGGUGCAUCCUCUCCGUAUAACCAUCAUCAACAACAUCAUCAUCAUAAUCAUCAUGCACAGGACGGAAGUUAUCAGUAUGGGAGAUUCGAUGCUAGUGCGCUUCACAUUGCGCAUGCUCUCAAGCAAACGGAACUUCAAAAGGGUUAUAGCAAGGCUCGCGAGAAGCCCAUCGAUUAUUAUCUGGAUCGAGACGAGCAGACGCGUUUGGAGAUGAAGCAUCGCAAGGAGGAAGAUGAUCUUUAUAGAAAAUUUGCUCACCAUCGAGAAGAAGAAGAUCGACGGAUUAGAGAAGAAUUUAGAGACGAGUGGGAGAAGGAGCUGGAACAAUUAUCGGCGAGGUGGGAACGAGAGAAGGGAGGAAGAGCGCGUACCCAACAAUUUCAACAGGAGAAAGAGGACUUGGAGAAAAACAUGACUCUUCGCAGAGACAAAAAGAAGGAAAGUCUCACGAGGAAAAUGUUGGAGCACGAGCGAGCUGCCACGGCAGCAUUGGUUGAGAAGCAGAGUUCGGAGAUGUUGGAACUGAUAAACGAGGCAAGAAGCGAGUAUAUGCUUCAAGAGAGUUUGUAUCUCGAUGAGGGUGACGGUUAUACUCAAGAAGCACCACCACCGUACCCUUCCCGAGCUCCACCACCUCAGCCACCGGCCUUAGCUAAGUAUCACAUUUACAACGAUCCCAUGGAAUUCGCGGAUAUGGAUCAAAUCGCGAUCUCGGUCGCUCAAGAAGAUCAAAAGACGUUUACCGACCUUGUACGUCAAUUGGUUAGCAGAUGUGGCUCGGAUAUCGAGAAGGCAAGGACGAUAUUUCGGUGGAUCACUGUAAAGAAUCUCAACACCAUGCAAUUCGAUGAGAAUUUGCGAGGAGAUACGCCUAUGGGACUCUUGAGAGGGAUCAAACACGGCACCGAGAGUUAUCACGUUCUAUUUAAACGACUCUGCAGUUACGCUGGGUUGCACUGCGUCGUUAUCAAAGGUUACAGCAAGUCCGCUGGUUAUCAGCCGGGCGUUUGUUUCGAGGACAAUAGGUUCAGGAAUAGUUGGAACGCCGUUUACGUCGCCGGCGCGUGGAGAUUCGUUCAGUGCAAUUGGGGAGCUCGACAUCUCGUAAAUGCCAAAGAAGUCCCACGUCCUGGCCAACCAAAAGCAAAGAACGAUAGCCUAAGGUACGAGUACGACGAUCAUUACUUUCUCACGGAUCCAAGAGAAUUUAUAUACGAAUUCUUUCCACUUCAAGAAGAUUGGCAAUUGCUCAAACAACCGAUCACGUUGAAAGAUUUCGAGGAAUUACCCUUCGUACGAUCGUUAUUCUUCAGAUAUGGCCUUUAUUUUCCGGAUACGAACACAAAUGCCGUUAUGUACACGGAUUCGACCGGUGCCGCGACCGUAAGAAUAGCGAUGCCUGCACACAUGCAAUCGUCCCUCAUUUUUCACUAUAAUCUGAAAUUUUACGAUAACGACGGCGACGGAUACGAUGGGGUUUCGUUGAAACGUUUCGUCAUGCAGUCGGUCGUCGGUAACAUCGUUGCAUUUCGAGUGCACGCUCCGUGCUCGGGAGCAUUCCUCUUGGACAUAUUUGCGAACGCGGUCACGCCGAAGGAGUACUUGACGGGUGAGCCAAUGAAGUUUAAGAGCGUGUGCAAAUUCAAAAUCGCUUGCGAAGAACUUCAGACGGUGAUGGUUCCACUUCCGGAUUGUGCCAGUGGCGAGUGGGGUCCUACCAAGGCUACCAGACUGUUUGGAUUAAUACCGAUAACUCAUCAGGAAGCUCUGGUAUUCGCCGGACGAGAACUAGAGAUUCAGUUUCGUAUGUCACGACCUUUGACCGACUUCAUGGCGACUCUCCACAAGAACGGUAUCGAAGAGAAACGACUGUCAAAGUACGUCGCGCAUUCGAUCGCCGACGACGACGUUGUAACUUUCUCGAUAAGUUUCCCAGAGGAAGGCCAAUACGGUCUUGAUAUUUACACGAGAGAAUCAACCGGACCAACUACCGCCCAACACGACGUCACCGGUGAAAAACAUUUGCUAACCCAUUGUUGCAAGUAUCUCAUCAAUUCCAGCAAACGGAAUUAAGGGAUUUCAACGGGGAAGAUUCUUCUAUUUAUCUUUCUAACUCGCGUGGACUCGUUCUUAUUGUCGUCGUCGUUGGUCCUCGUUGUCCUUUUUAUAACAGGAUAGAACUGAGAUCCUCUGCAGUAGACGUGACGAACUCUGCUGAAAAUGAAGCGUCAGCUUGUCGUCGUUGUCGAGCUCAUUAACAAUUUCUGUCUGUCUCUCUCUCUCUCUCUCUCUCUCUUUCUCUCUUUCUCUCUGACGUGUCUUUUAAUUUAAAGUCUUCCAACAAAAUAGCAAUUACGUUCUUGGAUAAACCGGUCGAGUAGCCUCGACGUUACAACGUGCGACUGUUUCUCUCUCUUUCUCUCUCUCUCUCUCUCUCUCUCUCUCUCUCUCUCUUUCUCUUUCUCUCUUUGAAUAUGUCGCAAAACUAUCCCCAGCUACAAUUAACAUAAUGAACAUUAUUUCCACCAUUGACGUUUCAUAAUGACUUUGCUAAGACUCGAAUGAUGAUCCUUUCCUAUGAAUUUUUUCUUACGUAAAGUAAGCGACGUAGAACUCGUUUACGUUAUAAACAAUGUUACAAGAAGAUAAAGGAAACUCGAAUCAAAAUAGAAUUUUUUUCAUGGAUGUUUUCUUUUUUUUCGUUUUUAACGAUGAGACAAAGUAAAGGGUAAAACAUACCUAUCGUCAAGCACGAUGUAAGCGAGUUAACGAGCUACCUCCAGAGAUAUUUUUCAUCAUAAUGUAGAGCAUGUACGGUCAUAGAUAUAUUUGGAUAAAUCGAACGAGAGAGAAAGAAAGAGAAAGAGAAAUACAGAGAGAAAGAGAAAUUUAAGUUUUCAGUAGAUAUGAAGAAAUUAGUAUGUUAUAGGAAAUGUGGCUGGGGUCAUAAAAAAUUAUUUUUUGUUGAAGUAGCGAUAAAAAAUACAACAUAAGCUUUUAUCAAGUAUUUUAUCGAAUGGUUUUAUAAAAAAAUGAAUAUAUAUACAUACAUACAUAUGUAUAUAUAUAUAUAUAUAUAUAUACAUAUAUACAUGUAUAUAUAUAUGUUUGUGUGUGUGUGUGUGUGUGUGUAUAUAUAUAUAUAUAUAUAUAUAUAUAUAGGUAUAUAUACGUUAAUACAAAAAUCUAUAAAAUCCGUGUUGAGUUUCACGAUAUAAUGACGAUAUAAAAGCGUUUGAUAAAAUACAUAUGUGAUAUUUGUUUUCCAUUUUUACGUCCUCUUGACAAAAAGGUUUAUUUCAUUUUUUUUUUUCAUUUCUUUUUUAUCGUUGUUGCAACAAGAAACAAUUACUUUUUUUUCAAAUGUUUAAUUCUUCACGUAUCUCAUAUAGCAACCUAAUCUCUACGUAUCUACUCACAAAUGAAAAAAAUCGAAAAAAAUAUAUUCGAUUAGAAAAAGCGUCCUGAUAUUUCUACGACCUAUUGUACGUAUAUACAUACGUGUAUAGUACGUGUACACACACACACACACACACACACACACAUAUGUUUAAACGUCGAUCAUGCCACCAAAUGUACCUCGAAUUUCGAACGAACGAUCUUAAGAUUGCUUACUAAAGGAUUAAGUAAAGAGAGAGAACGUAAGUUUUCAUAGAAAAGUAAAUUAACUUGAAUGUACGAAAAUAAAUCGCUUAGGUAUAUAUUUGUACGUAUAGGCUACAUUCAAGGACGUUUUCCUUAGAAAAAUUCGUCGUCCUAUGAAAGUGGAAUUUAAGCUCGCGUUUUCUUAAAGCUUUUUGUUAGAGGUGACUGGAAAUACGAAAGGUGCUCGUCUACCUACGUUUAUGUACAUAAGUUAUUUAUGCACGUAUAUUGGUAUACAUAUGUAUGUGCGUUCUAUCGUAUACCGUUCUAAACGUUUCAAACGACGCACAUCGUUGGAGAAUGAGAACGCUAAGAGGAAUUUCAUCGUUGCGAUGAUUCUCGAGAGAAAUAUACAAAGAGACACGCGCACACACACACACACAUUUAGAGGUGCUAUAGUUUAUUUCUAUUUCGCGCGCGCGCGUAAAAAAAAAGAAAAAAAAAAGCAAAAAUUUACGUAAGCUAUUGUUUUUAUUUCGCCUUGUUAAUUUUUUUUCUUUUUUUUUUUUUCUUUCUCGCAAUAAUAAUAUUCUUGUUAUUAAUUGAAAUUCUAACGACGCUUAUGGGAGAAACAGAAGAAGAAGAAGAAAAGGAGGAGGAGGAAAAAGAAAAAAAUGAAGAGAGAACCAGAGGAAUGUGACCGUCCAUGUUCGCGUGGUUCUUGAUACUUGCAAAAUAAGUUUAUAACUCGAGCUUAUCAUUAUUUUCUCACUUUGUUUUAAUUUUUAACGUUGAUUUAGUCCGACAUGUAAAUUAAUUUUUUUUAUAAAUAUCAAUAAGUAUAUACAUAUAAAUAUAUAAAUAUAUAAAUAUAUAAAUAUAGAUAUGUAUAUAUACAUAUACAUAUAUGUACACGUAUAUAAACGUAUUUAUAUUAAAUAUUUGAGCAGAGAAAAAGAGAUGGUAUUCCUUGUAUAAAGAUCGAAUAAAAAUAAAAAAUAGAUUGAAUGCCGUUAACAGUCAAGAGAUAUUAGAAUGAUAAUAUAGCAGAAAUCUUUAAUACCGUCCUAUGUACCAACGUAAGCUACAACGUAAUGAAGUUAGUUCCUAAUUGUAAGCAAGGAUGGCGCGAGAAUAUCAAUUUUAAUAAGGGAGGGGGAAAAAAUCUCUAUACGCAUAUACACGUAGAAUCUUUUCCGAGAUAUGACCAUAGAGAGUCGAAAAAAAAGAAGAAAGAGAAUAAAGGGAACAAUACUGAAAAAGAUGCAAGUUGCAGGAAUGCAAUUCGAGGCGUGUUAAUUUCUUCGCGUCUUUUCUAGAAACUAGACGAAACGAACGAUGAGAAAAUCUAAGGAAUAAGGUAUGCGAGGAGAAAUGCGAAAAGGGAUAUUCAUAUUUUCUGAUUAAAACUCGUUGAAACGAUUUGUUGAUGGAAAAUAUAAGCGGAAGCUUUGGAAAGUUUAGCAAAGAGACUGCUGAAAGAAAAAGGAGACUUUUUGCGUUCUUGUUUUUGUACUUUUAUGUAUUUUACGUUGGGAAGAACGUUGUUAUUAUGAAAACUAGGUAAUUAUUGGAUACGCUUCGUGCAUUAGUUCAACGAUGAAUCGUUAUUUGCGGUAUGGAUAUUUUAUUUCCUUCCGACGAAGCUAAUUGCUACGAAAAGAAAGAAGAAAGAAGAAUGAGAGAUAGAUAGAUAGAUAGAUAGAGAGAGAGAGAGAGAGAAAGGGAGAAGGGUAGUUGCGCAUUAAUUAAAUAGCCUGCCCUCCUUUUCACCACCCCCUCCUCUUUGCUAACUUCCGGAAUACGACUGACUCGGAAUUGGAGAGACGAGUUAAAGAAGUUUUCCUUCCACUCCCCUCUUUUUCCGCCCUUUCCUCCUCCUCUCCGCGCCACCUCACUCCUAUCUUCGUUUCACGAGUUUUCUCAUGGAAUGGGACAAUUUCAUAAGUCCAUCUCGCGUUCCACGAUUUAUCGUACCGUAUCGGGAAUUGCAAUUUCAAAUUAGCAGCGUCCAUUAGCCCGUUACAGUUAUGGUUACGUAUGUAUUACGUAUAGGGAGAAG
Molecule: messenger RNA, 10062 nt
Organism: Vespula vulgaris
Lineage: Eukaryota; Metazoa; Arthropoda; Insecta; Hymenoptera; Vespidae
Gene: Hil
Product: hillarin
Exons: 12
Coding region: 3963-6488 (841 amino acids)
Source: RefSeq, a predicted model, not a curated record